UCAAGAAAAACGAGAAAAAACAAAAAAAUAAAAAUAAACUAAAAAGACAUGAAGAAGAAAAGAAAAAAGAAAAAUAAACAACGGGAGUUUGUAAAGUUACAGCUAGCUUGAGAUGGGAAAAAUACCAGUACACACGCAACUUUCAUUAAUCUGUUAAUGGACAUUUUAUAAGGAGUAAACGUGUGAAAGAAGAGUGCGUCGAGUGAUCAGUAGUAUCAGUUUAAUUUAAUGAGAAGAACUACCAAAUGAACAUUAGUUCCGUCUCUAUAAUGUAGCCUAAAACUCGCUCAAACAAUGUCUGAAUUUUUUCCUGCUCCAAUGGUAAGACUAAUUGAUGUCUUAGAAGAAAAUGAUCCGCGGUUAGGGUUUGAGUGUUAAGUAUAUUUCCAAACUCUCGAACUAGUUUAUUUAGUUCCAUAUCAUAUCGUGCACAGUCCAUAGAAAAAGCUGCAGUUUAUUCGAAUAUACGAAUCUUAUGUGUAAUACAUGUCGAAUCAUGAUUUUUACCUAUUGUUCGUCUCAUGCUAAACUGUUAUCUUAUCAGAUUUCCUUUUUUCUGAUUUUUAGAUUCCAGAAUCAAAUCUUCAUCAACAUUAUUUAACAGAACUACAUCGAAGGUGUUUAAUGGUAUAUAUUCAUCAUCAUAUUUUAAGAAUUCAUUCACCGAUAAAUGAAACAAACAGUGAAUUAUAUUCAAAGGUCAUAGAUAAUUUGAAUGAGAAGAAUAAUCAAAUGUAUGAGACGCUGAAGAUUCUGACGAGUGGAAUAGAAACGUUAAUUACAGAUUCGACAAGUCUGAAUAAUGGAUAUUUACAAUUGAAAAGCUCGGUAGACGUAUAUCGUGAAGAACAUUUAAAAUUGCGGAAAUCUGAGGAAGAAAAAAAUGCAUUAAUAAGUGCUGUACAACUAAAUCAAGAAAUAUUACAACAAAGUUUAACAGAUUUAAAACAGACUGUGGAAAAUGUAGAGCAUAUUUCGUACAACGGCACGUUUAUUUGGAGACUGGAAAAUAUUGCUCAACACAUGGCUGACGCACUAUCAGACAAGCAACUGAGUCUUUAUUCUCCACCAUUUUAUUCGUCUCCAACAGGAUAUAAGAUGUGUAUGCGUAUACAUUUAGGUGGAGAUGGUCAUGCUCGUAAAUCGCAUAUUUCACUCUUCUUUGUUCUAAUGAAAGGAGAAUAUGAUGCUAUCUUACAGUGGCCAUUCCAUUUUAAAGUUACCUUUUGUUUGUUCGAUCAAUCCGAACAACGGCGACAUAUUGUCGAGUCAUUUCGACCUGAUGUUAGUUCAACGUCAUUUCACAUUCCCUUGACUACGAUGAAUGUGGCAUCGGGUAUACCGAAAUUAAUCAUAAGGUGCGUAGGCUAA
Didymodactylos carnosus is the source of this 1371-nucleotide messenger RNA. The record is from the annotation of a GenBank genome assembly. NCBI's taxonomy places the organism in Eukaryota, Metazoa, Rotifera, Eurotatoria, Philodinida, Philodinidae.